Molecule: messenger RNA, 3771 nt
Organism: Drosophila simulans
Lineage: Eukaryota; Metazoa; Arthropoda; Insecta; Diptera; Drosophilidae
Gene: Notum
Product: palmitoleoyl-protein carboxylesterase NOTUM
Exons: 4
Coding region: 391-2406 (671 amino acids)
Molecular function (GO): hydrolase activity
Source: RefSeq, a predicted model, not a curated record
UCCACAGCGCAAGGUAAAAAUUUCAUUCCGUGGCGAGCAUUCGACGUGAGCGGACGUUUUGAGCGCGUGUGCCGUGCCGCAGAUAACGAAACAUCGCAGUGCUAUCACCAGAAUUGAAAACAGAAUCGCAUCAAAUACAUUAUACUUCACAGUUGAAUGACGAGAAAUCAGAAAAGAAAAAAUCCCCCGCCCAUUUAUAAAAAAAUCAAAAUCACAAGUUGAUAAGUGCCAAAACAAAAAUCAAUACCGAUCGCAUACAAUGCAGCGCCCCAAAAAGUGCUCAAAACUGUGCUGAACAAAUAUUAUAAAAAAAAAUAACAAAAUAAGCAAAACAAACAACAGAAAAUCUAUAUUUAAUCUAUACUAUAUCUAUGUGUAAUCGAAUCGAAAAUGGCAGUCGAACAAAUUGAUAAAAUGGCAGCUAAAGCCGGAGAAGCUACAAAAAAAUGGAUUAAGCCACAGCAGCCGCUGCUAUCGCUUUUGCUGCUCUUGGCCACGUUUAGUCAGCUGCCGGCCGUGUGCAGCAGCAGCAUCUUGGAUGCAGCGAGUCUGCAGGAGAAGGAUCCGUUGAGGGACACCAGCAUGAACAUGAUCCAGCGCAACUACAUGGUGAUGCACUCGGCCAGCGGCUCCGGUGACCACAGCCGCUCCCUGAAGCGCGCCUAUCUGGCCAACUCGAGCAUCACCUGCAACGACGGCAGCCAUGCCGGCUACUAUCUGCGCAAGCAUCCCAGCUCCAAGAAGUGGAUCGUUCUGCUCGAAGGUGGCUGGCACUGCUUCGAUGUGCGCUCGUGCCGCUCCAGAUGGAUGCGACUGCGCCACCUAAUGACCUCCUCCCAGUGGCCAGAGACGAGAGAUGUUGGAGGCAUUCUAUCGCCCCAUCCCGAGGAGAAUCCCUACUGGCACAAUGCCAACCAUGUGCUCAUCCCGUACUGCAGCAGUGAUUCGUGGUCGGGAACGCGAACGGAGCCGGAUACCAGCGAUCGGGAGAACAGCUGGCGGUUCAUGGGAGCCCUGAUCCUGCGCCAGGUGAUCGCCGAGCUGAUUCCCGUGGGAUUGGGUCGUGUGCCCGGUGGCGAACUGAUGCUCGUUGGCUCAUCGGCUGGUGGCCUGGGUGUAAUGCUCAAUUUGGAUCGCAUUCGAGACUUUCUGGUCAACGAGAAAAAGCUACAGAUCACAGUGAGAGGAGUGAGUGACUCGGGUUGGUUCCUGGACAGAGAGCCAUACACGCCGGCGGCAGUGGCCUCCAAUGAGGCAGUGCGUCAGGGUUGGAAGUUGUGGCAGGGCUUGCUGCCCGAGGAGUGCACCAAAAGUUAUCCCACGGAGCCAUGGAGGUGUUACUAUGGAUACCGACUAUAUCCCACCUUAAAAACUCCCCUUUUCGUUUUCCAAUGGCUUUUCGACGAGGCCCAAAUGCGAGUGGACAAUGUUGGAGCACCCGUAACGCCGCAGCAAUGGAACUACAUCCACGAAAUGGGCGGCGCCCUGAGAUCCUCGCUGGACAAUGUGAGCGCAGUGUUUGCACCCAGUUGCAUAGGUCAUGGGGUGCUCUUCAAACGGGAUUGGGUCAAUAUCAAGAUCGACGAUAUAUCCCUGCCCUCGGCGCUGCGCUGUUGGGAGCACUCAACGCGCAGCCGGCGUCAUGACAAGCUCAAGCGUUCCACGGAGCCAUCGACGGCGGUCUCGCAUCCAGCACAUGCCAAUAACCAAAGACACCAGCGACACCGUCAGCGGCUGCAGCGCCAGAAGCAGAACAAUGUGGCCCAAUCUGGAGGGCAGCAGCGUAAGCACAAUCACCUGAGCAAGGAGGAGCGAGAGGAGCGGAAGCGAUUGCGCCAGGAGCAGCGACAGAGGCGGAAGCAACGCCGCCGCCAGCAGCAGCAAAAGAAGGCCAAUGGCGGGCAGGAGCAUCGGAAUAAGAAGGACAACAGCCCCAAGUCGAGCAAUGGCAAUGAUCAGCGGAAACAGCGACGGCGCCAGCAAUUGACAGCCGAGGAAAGGCAGGAGCAGCGCAAGCGGCGCAGGAAGGCGCAGCAGCAGCAGAUGAAAAUGCAGCGGGAACAGCCGGCGGCGGGAGUUUUCCUGGAAGCGAGUGCGCCCCAGAAGACACGCUCCUCCAACAACGCCUCCGCGGGCACAAAGUCCAAGAAGCGACAUCGCGUUCCGCGAGUGCCGGAGAAAUGUGGCCUGCGUCUGCUGGAACGCUGCAGUUGGCCGCAAUGCAAUCACUCGUGUCCCACGCUCACCAAUCCCAUGACCGGCGAGGAGAUGCGCUUCCUCGAGCUGCUCACCGCCUUUGGCUUGGACAUCGAGGCGGUGGCCGCCGCUCUGGGAGUCGAUAUGCACACGCUCAACAACAUGGAGCGCACCGAGUUGGUCAACAUGCUCACCCAGCAGGCCAACUAGGCUCACCAAAUACCCUGUACCCUUUUGAGGGGAUUCCAAAGUGGGCAUGUAAAUCGUAGGAGAAGGAAAAUAUGCACAAUUUCUUAGUUUCUAACUUAAAGCAAACAAAAACUGACUUUUUAACUCUGACAAAUUAGUUCAAAAUGCUUGAAUAUUUUUCAAACUACACAAAAGUUUUUAACCUUAACGAUGUUAGCUAUUCUUUAAAUCAUUUAUAAGAAGUCCUUAUUUUUAGUUUUUAUUAUUUUCGAGAAAAGAGUACCCUACGAUUUGCUCGCACUUUUUGGAGGUCCAUAGAACUCGAGCCACCCUACUGUAAAUAGGCGCCCUGUAUAUAUAUAGUUUGUAGGUGGGGCCGCUCUGUACAUAUUACAUAAUACCGCCCAAAAAAAAAACACACACACUCACAUUAGAGGAGACAACUCCAAUUCCUAGAACACACCAAGAAGAAAAGACAUGCGCAUAGUACCCAGUAAUUAAGCAGAAUUUAUUUAUAGUCCUACUCGAACUGCAACUCCUAUUCGUAUUCGUAUUCGUACUCGUACUCGUAUUCACAUUCACAUUCGCCACAUUUAUUCAUUCGCAUUCUGCAAUCAUAAUCAAAGAAAUGAAAUCUGCUUAACGAGAAACUAAACACAAAUGCAACCACAAGACUGUUUUUAUGUUUUUUUUACAUAUAUACAUAUAUAUUGAUAAAUAGCAUAGUUUACAUAGAUAUGGUAUGCUUAAUGAACGUAAAUGUUUAUGUAAUUUAUUUGAUAAUUUAUGGCCCGUUUAGGAUUUUACUUGUGUGUGGAAUCUAGACUGUUUCAAAUGCCCCACGCAUAUGAUUAUUAUUUUUUUAUGUAUUUUUUUUUAUAUACAUUUAUUUUGUACCUACCUCAGAUCAGUAAGAAUGAAUGAAAUUGAUAAACAGCUGCCUUCACAUAUCAUUGCGUACCUGUGCAACGAAAAUCAAAUACUUAAUACUUAACUUAAUACCGCCCGCAUUCCGUUAAAUAAAAGAAAUAAAAGAAAGAAAUAAAUAAAUACAAUAGCUAACCAGAAGCGAAGUGAACAAAUCGAAUAAAUAAUUGUAGCAAUGUUUGUAAAGAAUUUCUAGAUAAGCGAGAAUAAAUCGCACACAAAUUAACUAUUUAACGCUAGUAACUUAUGCUAAGCCUGUACAGAACUGGUUGAAGUUUAGCCCUAAGAAUUGUUGUACUUAAACUUAGUGAUAAUCAUAAACGUAAUGCAAUUCGCAAGCUUAUUAGCUUUUGUUAGCGUUGUUCAAAUGAACUGGUUAUCAUUUUCAAAAGAUGAAAUCGACCAAUAUUUGAAACAGGAAACCAAUCCAAUAAACCCGACAAAAUAAUUAAAUGCAAA